Messenger RNA from Paramacrobiotus metropolitanus, 3616 nucleotides. Its product is annotated as solute carrier organic anion transporter family member 74D-like. Gene Ontology annotation, molecular function: protein binding. Lineage: Eukaryota; Metazoa; Tardigrada; Eutardigrada; Parachela; Macrobiotidae. The transcript is spliced from 12 exons. Gene Ontology annotation, biological process: sodium-independent organic anion transport; transmembrane transport. The record is from RefSeq and is a predicted model, not a curated record. Gene Ontology annotation, cellular component: membrane. The coding region runs from base 1253 to 3364 and encodes 703 amino acids.
GUCGGAAUUUUUUACCACCUUGCUUGUCUGGGUUUACCGAUCAGUCUAUACUGAGAAUACUGUUUAAGCAAGUUUUUUUAGCGUUUCAGCAAAUAAUGCCAUCCACUGGAUUGAAAUAUUUUUUCAACAGUGUGUACGUUGUACCUACAACAUUGACUACAUAAAUAAGGUAUACUGUAUCUGUAUUGUAUACAGUAUGGUAAGAUAUAGCAGAAUAAUUUCCAGUUGAGGCAAAUGUCCAAUAAUUUUUAACCUACAGUACGAGUGUGCUGUGCAUCUACCGAUGCAAAUUUUUUGGAUUAGUCAUCUGUGCAGCGUAUCCCUUACGAUCGGAUAAUGGUGGAAUAUAGAAAAGCUGUGUUUUUUAAACAUUUGCAUCUCUACUCGCUCUGUACAACGGCCGUAAGGCAGUGUUUGUUAAUUAACUUCUUAAGCUGAAUCACAUUAAUGUUUUUCUGUUAAUGACCAAUGGUGGCUGCGCUGGUUUUUCUCAGCAUACGCGAUAGAACUGACAGCAAAUAAUGAUUUAUGAGUACGUUACUUGCCAGCGUUCCUAGUUCUGACCUGCGCACAGUUUUCAGUGUCACUUAAUACUGAAGUUGUGAUUGGUUGCUUUUCGGCAUUAUGUCAUACAAAUCUUCGAAAACCAAUACGAGACUUAGGAAAGCGAGGAAGUAGGAACCCUUAGACGUCAUACUCUCCAUUUCGCCGGCCGCGGGCAACUGUUGUUUACGUAUCCGUAUUAAGUGUUUGCAAAUGUCUGACACUUGCAAAUAAUAUGCAUCAAUUAUUAGUAUAUAUGUAGCGGAAUCCUGCGAAUAUCAAUCAGUGAAUUCAUUUCGUCAUGGUGCGGCACUUCGAUGAAGUGGCGCAUUAGAUAGUCUGUUUUCGUGUUACUGUCGUAUGUUACUACUUACUAUUAUGAUUUUAUAUGCGAACGAUUUGUUAUCCAAUCACUACUUCUAUAUAUAUGCGUUGGCAAUGAAAAAACGUUAGUGUGAUAUUACGAUUCAUGCUUUGUUAGCAAACAAGGAUGAUGAAGCCUAGCUGAAGGGCCAACAGAAUCUUAUGCAAACGUGAUUGUACAGUUGCAUAUCGCCGUGGAAUAAUAUGUGGUUAUGGUGCAUGAAAAGCAUUGUGCCGGCAAAAGUUGACAGCGACCUGUUGCAUCCUAUAUACAGUGGCCGAUAAAUCUUUUAGUUGUGGUAGACGUAUAACAUUUCUAGUUUAGAACAAAUUUUAUCGACGAAAGAUGUUAUUUAAAAAACCUGAAACAACGAAAGUGGCCAAUGCACCGAAUGUGCAUCGUUGUGGCCUUUUUUGCUGGCAACCGGACUUCCUGCAGAGAUGCAAUAAUAUGACAUUAUUUGUAUUCUGCUACGUGCUGCUGUGCUUAAUCUACGGAAUGGCUGCGUCGUAUACGAGUUCAAUGAUUCCGUCCAUCGAGAAACGUUUCGGUUUUUCGAGUCGAACAGUGGGAAUAAUUAUGGCGAUGAACGAUGUCUCGCAUGUGUCGACGGCAUUGUUAACGGCGCAUUUCGGUGGGCGCGGCCAUCGUCCACGCUGGAUCAUGUGUGGCUGCAUUAUACUGGGCAUCGCACUGCUGCUGCACGCGGCACCGGAAGUCUUGUUUCCUUUCCGAAAUCUGGAUGUUUGGAAGGGGGCUUCUAUGAUGCAGAAUGAAGAGCACUUGUGUGCAGCAAACAGCAGGCAGCGCGCUCUGCGUCUUGGUGGUGACAAUCACACCGCGGCGGUACCGGUUGUUAAUGCUAGCGAGUCGAAUAUUGGACCGGUUGUGGUUCUGGUGGUGGCACAAUUACUGCAAGGAGUUGGUUCCACUGCUCUUAUCAUCCUAGGAUUGCCAUUUAUUGACGACAAUGUACAGAAGAAAAAUACGCCUUUAUAUUUUUCAAUUUCGUUUUCAAGCAGAAUAUUUGGACCUGUACUGGGUUACGCGCUGGGUGGAUUUUGUAAUUCUAUUUUCCUGGACUGGACAAAUCCCGGAUUUAAAUCUACAGAUCCGCGCUGGAUUUCAGCGUGGUAUUUGGGGUAUUUGUUCUUCGGAAUGGGGCUAUGUUUGUUCGCUAUUACUAUCGGGUGUUUUCCGGCAUCGAUUUCUUCUGACUGCUCAAAGUCCGAGGAUGAAUCAACAAAGAAGGAAGCAAAUGCGUCUGCACAAAAAAUACCGGCAUCCGUUUCCACUGCAUCUUGGAAAGAUCUUCCUAGGAAUAUUAAACGCCUGGUCACUAAUGGAGCCUACGUCUGCCGGGCAUGCAGCAGUAUGUUCGAUGGAGUAUUCAUUGCCGGUUACUUCAGUUUUUUACCAAAGUUCCUCGGGCAACAAUUCCAGAUUACGCAGUCGGCUGCAGCUAUUGCUGGUGGUGUUCCUAAUGUGUUAGCCACUGCUACGGGUGUGGUCGUUGGCGGCUUCAUUUUAAGACGAUGGAAACCUCAGCCACGAUAUAUAGGCUUGUUCCUUGCAGCCGGAGGACUCAUAAUGGCCACCACGUUGUAUGGCCUUAUUGGCUUAGAAUGUCCACAAGCGAAGAUUACCGGUAUGCCCACUACGGUCAACGAUUCGUUUUUGAGGUCCGAUGGAAAUGCCACCUGUCAUCAGCCUUGUCAGUGCAAAAACGAUUUCAUUCCUGUAUGUGACGUCUCCAACCAUGAAACGUUUUACUCCCCGUGCCAUGCUGGUUGUACAAAACUAGGAUUAUCUAAAAAUCAGGAGAAGAUUUACGAAAAUUGCAUGUGUGUCCGAACUAAUGGAACCAAAUUGGACGAGAGUUCCGACCAGACACCCGUAGCCAGCGUUGUGAAUGGUCAAUGUCAGAAGCACUGCCAAACUUUGUACUAUUAUGUGGCAAUAUUAACCGCAGCAAUGUUCCUGGGAGGACUGCCUCUUUCCGGUGGAAUUAUGCUACAAUUUCGCAUUGUCGAUAUUGAUUUGAAAAGCAUGGCCAACGGGAUGACCGCACUGUUGAUGGCCGGCUUGGGAUUUCUCCCGGGACCGAUUAUUGCCGGUGCCCUUUUCGAUUCAACGUGCACUUUAUGGCAGAUGCGAGAUAACGGUGAAACUGGCUAUUGCUUACUGUACAAUACAGACGCUAUGCGGUGGAAAUUCCAUCUGUUUUUUGCAUCGGUCAGAGGUAUAGCCGUUUUAAUGGAUUUACUGCUCACCUCCAGAAUCUGGAAACUGAAAUCAGAGCGAGAAACUCCAGCUGGUGUACCUACCUUGUCCGGAGAAGAUAACUGGGCUUUUGAGCCGGAAGUGAGUGAGGCAGUGAAUGAGAACAUUUAUCCGCCACUGAAGAACCUGCAUCUCGACUCAGCUGACCAUGACACAGCCCAUACUCGAGUUUGAUGACUAUGUACAUACAUUUGUAUUUUGUUGAUUUUUAAAGAUUGUUACUUACUUAAAUUCAUCGCCUUUGCAUUUUUGCAUGAUGACAGAAAAUGUAUAGAUUAAUUACGAUUUCAGCUUCCUGCCCACAGUCGGCUAAAAUCCAGACUGACUUCGUACAGAGGUGAUAUUGAUGCAUGGCUUUUAAUUACCAUGACUUAUGUUCCUAAAGACACAAAUUCUUUAAAUGAUUAAAUGAAGCAUGUGAUUAAA